AUAGGGAAAUACAAUCCUGAUCGACUGCGAGUGGUUCCAUCCGAGGUCGAUAACACUUUAUCUUAUCGAGAGGAAAGGGACUCGCCCGCAAGUGAUCUGUGUUCUAUUUCGCUACCAUACGGAUCAGGGCAUACCUCAAGCUGCUUAUCUCGGCCUACAUAAUCCUCAACACGUAGCAGUCAUCCUGGCCUGCGUUUUUCACUUUGGAUUCGAUACCCUGGCUGAGCAGUCCCGGUCUUAUCCAUCGAGUCGCCAAAGCUGUUGACAUUUUGGCCUGGCUGGUGAAACACUUCUUAUAACACGGCUUGGAUUUCGGUUUGAUUUGCUUUUUCUUUCCAUCCAUAGUUUCUUUCCUUCGUGGUCGAUUGGUUUCUUGAUCAGAUGUCUCGCACCGGCGCUUUAUUCAUUCUUUUUACGCUCACUCAAUACGUCGUGGAAGUGAUCGAUGCAUCGCCAACAACAAAUAGUCAAUCAAACCAUCGCGUCAACGUCACUUUUGAAGAGGAUCCAAAAUCGCUAUGCGAACCUCGGCCACUGGAACCACCACUUUGGUCAGAGAUGGAUAUGACUUUUUACUUGUAUAAUUACCCAAACGGAACCGAAUUAAACUUGGAGCAAUAUGCAGCGCAAGUUGGCGCGGUGGAUUUUCGAUGUGGGAUAGGCAAAAUAUGCAAUGCAGGCCAACUGUGCGAAACUGUCUUUGGUCGAGAUUGGUAUGCGUUGGUGGCAGCACAAAAUUGGAAUAAUUUUGUUAACGUCCUUUAUCAAGCCACUGGGGAUGCUUUUGACACAACUGCAGACAUACUCCCGACCAUGUUGGUUGAUCUCGAAAAGGAUCCCACAAGAACCCCCAGACAUGUGACUGCUUGGUUGUCACUUGCUUCUAAUUGGAUCAGCUCUUUUCCGUCGUCCCUAUUCAAAUCAUACGGGCCUAUUGCAGGUACGAUAUGGUCUUGGGGACAACUUUCGUGGUUAGGAUUAGUGAUGACUUUGUAUCAGCUGGGAGCCUUUGGGUGGGUGGAAACUUUGAUGAUUUAUGGGAAUGGAGAAGAUCGCUUUACCCGAUCCUCCUCCAUAUCAUGGGUUUUAGGACAAGCUCAACAUGCGGUCCAAGGGAUACUUGCUAAUAUCACCCACGACGUCAUUCAAGCUGGAAUUAGUACAGGAAAAGGUCUUGUCAGCUUGAAUCAAGAUGGAAUAUUCCUUUCAGAGAUCCCAGUGGUUGAUCGACAAACCGUUCAAAAGGAAUACGAAAGAAUGUUAAAGUUGAAAACUUUGGUCAAGGUUUGGAGAGAACAAAAUGUAUUUGUUAUCCGAGGUGCCGAUCCUUGCACUCAAGAAGGCCCUGAUGGCGCAUUCAAUGAUCCGAACAGACUUUCGUAUUGCGGAAAAGACUCAAUUAUGAUGAGUAUUGUUCGAGGUGAUAGAAAUGGGGAUGGGUUUGAUCCCACGAUUUUCCGGGCUCCUCUAGUAGAAGCUAAGUACGGAUUCACAACAGAGUAUCUUACCACUUCAUCUUGGGAAUGCCAGAAGAAGUAUGGUGCUUUUGAAUUUGAUCCCCAUGUUUGCAGGAAUAUGACCAGUAUUCACAACCUGCAGAUGCAAGAUGAAUGCUCUGUCAAUCUACCAGUGUGUGAUUGCACCAGGUCAGAUACCCAGGCCGCUCUGCGACAAGGCACCUCCAUUACAAAAGCGUGUCGAGAGGUAAAUGGAUUACCUAUCUGAGUUGGUCAUAAGAAUCAAAAGCCUACCAAAAUCCCAUCUUGGAAAACAUCAAAUCACGACAUGAAUACCCCACAUAUAGAUAAUCACACUUGUAAUUUCAAGCUAUGCAACCAUUUGAGCUGAAUAGAUGUCCAAUUUGACCCCUUCAGGUUGUGCCAGGAAGCAAAUUUUAACUAUUCUUCUGACCUGGUACAUUUUACGGCUAUCAUUACUGUUGAGGAAUUCCUUGGACUUCAAUAAAUUUUUUCAUUUCAUCCUUCAGCUCUGUGGCAUUCUUCAGUUUGUAUUAAUGUUUAAAAGUUUAUCAAAUUUCCACAAGUUAUAUUUUCACCUAGCUGUCCCUUGUCUUUUCUAUGAUCAUGAUGAUAUCCAAAUAAAUUCAACCUGAGUUGAUAUAUUUCACUCUUACAUAAAUCGAGAAAUACAAAAAGGGUACUUCGUUACCUGUCAUCUGUGAGCAUU
Messenger RNA from Puccinia graminis f. sp. tritici CRL 75-36-700-3, 2187 nucleotides. RefSeq lists its product as uncharacterized. The transcript is spliced from 14 exons. The coding region runs from base 382 to 1725 and encodes 447 amino acids. The record is from RefSeq and is a predicted model, not a curated record. Lineage: Eukaryota; Fungi; Basidiomycota; Pucciniomycetes; Pucciniales; Pucciniaceae.